This is a messenger RNA of Dendroctonus ponderosae (mountain pine beetle), 3548 nucleotides long. RefSeq lists its product as uncharacterized. NCBI's taxonomy places the organism in Eukaryota, Metazoa, Arthropoda, Insecta, Coleoptera, Curculionidae. Gene Ontology annotation, molecular function: protein binding. Bases 197 to 3139 code for a protein of 980 amino acids. The record is from RefSeq and is a predicted model, not a curated record. The transcript is spliced from 14 exons.
ACCGUUUCCCGAUAGGGAAAACAUCUGUUUUCCGCUAUGCGAGAGCAACAGCAAAGCCAACAGUGACUAGAAAAGUCCAAAUUUUGGCAAAAUCGUCCUUUAGAAAGGAGAUAGUGGCCUUUCCAGUGUAAAUGCGCUGAAUUGUACGUGAGAUAUUCAUAUAAAACAGAAACGUGCAUUUAAAUGUAUAGUGGAUAUGGUGGUUAAAACUGCAACAUAUUCCGGAAUGAACCUCAAAGGGGAGAUCAGAGAAAGCAUAUCGCUAGAUGAGGACGAUCUGAGCGACGUGGAAGAUGAAGUGUUCAUUAGAGAUGGGAAAAAUGGCUUUAAGUUGGCUGAAGAGCUAAACGUUAAAAGGCCGCUGAUGGCGCCACGAAGACGGUCUGGAAAGCACGAAUCGGGAUCGCGGUUGAAGCCCAGGCCUUCUUGCCGUGCCUGGUGUAAACCUUGUUGCUACGUCUUCCUGUCCUUAAGCGUUUUAAUCGGUCUGAUUAUCUUGGUGGUGGUGCUAGUUUCCAUUUAUCCAUUGCCGCUGGAUCGGCUCAAGGACUGGAUCGUAUCCAAAGCCAACAAGCCGAGAAACCGGGAUGAUCGGCUGCCCUGUUCCAGUUUGAAAAUCACCGAAAUUUGGGCGAUAAAUUUGCCGAAUCUCACCACCGACUCACCAGUUCGGGCUAUCGAUGUAGAUAAUGAUGGCGUUGAAGAUGUCGUUUUCGGAUUUGGAACUGGUGAAAAUGACCAUGUGAUGCCCGACGAUGUUUUUUGCCCGAUUUUCAUGGGAAUGCCUCCACCGUGCAAUGGAGGCAUAAUCGCUCUGAAUGGAAGAAAUGGAGACACCAUAUGGAAGCGGUGGCUGAACGAUACGAUUUUUGGCGUCCACUGUACAGCCGAUGUGAAUCUGGAUGGGACAAACGAUUGCUUAAUUGUGGGAGUAGAUGGGACCAUUGCGGUGAUAGACUCGAGGACCGGCGAAGAUGUUUGGAUGUUGAAUAUGGGCAAAAUGAACGUGUUUGUGGCCAAUUUCAUCGACGACCGCAACGGAGACAAUAUUUCCGAUGUGAUCACGUCGCACUCCUACUUAGAAGAUAAAACCAGCGGGCACAUUAUCUUGCUAUCAGGCAAGUCCGGGCGGGAAAUUAAGCGCGUGCAAACCCCCAAUCGAAGCAAGACGUUCUUCAUGCCUCAACUGUUGAAGCAAAAUGAAAGCUCGUUGAUGGUGCUGUUCGGGACUGGCACCCCCAACUCUCCAGGAAACUUGAGCGUGGUUCCUAUCAACGAUUUGGAGAGUUUGGAAAACAAGUCAACCACCCUGUACGAAGACAAGUUUAAGGGUAUUCUUACCCAGCCAGCGCUCGCCGAUAUAACAGGGGAUGGUGUUCCCGAUAUCGUCGCCUCAAUGUACAAUUCUACCGUAGUGGCAAUCGAUGGCAAAUCGUGGAACACCAUCUGGAGCUACACGUUUACGAAUGGAGUAACCGAUAUGAGCCCAACGCCCGCAUUUUUCAACUUGGACGAAGUGCCGGACUUUUUGGUUGUCUACCAGAAGUACGACAGCAUCUUCCAUUACAAUUACACAGAGACCUCGGUAAUCGACGGACGUACCGGACAACCGAUUUACUCGCCCAUCAGUGGGGCUGUGAUAACCCAAAUGAACGGCCUAACCCUCAGUAUGGAGGGCGAAGGGCAUGACAUUUUCCUGUUCUGGACCAGCGAAUGCUUCAACACCGAUAUCCAAAUAAAUCUGAACACGUACCAAAAAACUCCAGAGUACUUAACAGUGUUCGAUGAGUGCAGGAAAAAGUUCAACUCCUCAAUUAUCCUCAAACUAAACGGGCUGAAUGAAUACCAUCAACCGCCCGGAGUAACGGUGUACGAUUCAGCAUUCAAAGUGGGAACGGAAUACCUGAACUCCAAGUCGCCUCUAAAGGCUCUAAGAGAAUACCAAGCCAGCCAUCCCAGAUAUGAGCCGAGUGAGCCGGAAAAAGCGCCCCCGGAGCAGCAGAAGAGCGAUUGGGGCGAGCACGGGAAAAUCGCCAUCAGAAAAUACGGCAAAUCCAACUUCAGACACAAAGACCGACCCAGUGGAAUAGUAAAGGACUUCAAUGUGGCCCCCAACGCCGAUCAACCACUACCUGAAGAGCCCAGACCGGAUGACUACAUGUGGAUGCCCAAUCAGGACGACUUGGAAUUCUCCAAUUACAACCUAGGAGACGACAAUAUCCCCUACAACCAAAAGCAGAUGCUUUUCGAUGAAAUCGGCUCCAAAUUGCCAGCGAACAAUCGGGAUCCGCGCAGCAAGGAGAAAAACCCCCAGCUGGAAACCCCCGAAGCAAAAUCCGCGCAGUCAAAAAAGAAAAACCUAUCCGAAAAAAUCUUCGGCUACCGCAACGUGCGAUUGGCCAGAGACAGGCUGUUGCACGACGAAGACUCUUUGCCUACGGACAUUCUAAAGGACACCUACUUUAAAAACGAAGAAACCCGCCUGAAGAAAAUGAAAUUCGAACAACGCGACGUCAAUUCGCAUCUGGUCGGGAAAAUGGGGGAUCUGGAAAUCAAAACAACCAUAGACGAACAGAAGAACGACGCCCUGCAGCUGCAGAACCACUCGACCACCUUGUGGGACAUCGAGAGCGAGAACGAGAUGGGGGAGCGCGAAGACAAGGAGAGAUUUCUGAGACGAAAAAGAGGGGUGGAUGUCUGGGAUGUGGCCUGGAGAAGUGCGCCCCGAGUUACAUCAGUUGGUGCCGUGCUAAGUGCCAACGCCUCCAAAAGCCCGUCGAGCUCCAUCGACGUGGUUUUCAUCAAAUACUGGCAGCCCUUAGAAGCGCCGCUAGAAGAUCUUCUAUCUAGAGACCUCCAGGACUGUGUCAGCGACAAAGCUGCCCACACCUCCACAGAAAGCAAGGAGCAAGAAUGCAAAUCGCAACAGGACAACAUGCGGCGCACUUUCGGCUACUUCAACCAACUGGGACAAGUCAAAUUGGGCCAAUUGACUGUGUAUAGAGUACGGGUCCAGUGCGAAUGCGACAAUAGCUUGAAGAAGGGCGCAAAUAAAAAGUGCGUCGGAUUUUUGCCCAAGCAUCUACAAGCUUGGCCCGAGUAUCUUGGGCGGAAGGGCGAUGGCGUUUUUGGAAGUUAGACUGAAGCUAUUUAAACCCGAUUGAUUUUGUCCUUAUGACUUGAACCACUACCUGUACAUAUCUCCUAAUAUUUUAACCUGAAGCUCCCGGUCUGGAAGAUAUAUUUUUUCAAUUACUGUAAAGCAUACCAACGUAAAGGUUCCCUAAACGUGUACAUACUGUAAAUUGAGGCAAAAUUGCGCAUACACUAAUCACCGGGAUUGUUAGCUGUGGAGUGAGUGGACAUCAAUAGAUAGGUAGCAUUUGAUAUGAAUUGUCCCUAGAAAUAGGCUUUUAGUGUUACCGGAAUUGGAACGGAUUCAAUUAUUCUUUAACUCUAACUAGUAUUACCGAAGUCUUCUUUCCACUACCACUUAGGCCAGUAUGUUAAAGUGCAGUAGGCAUAAUAUACGAUAUAGACUAUUUGAA